Molecule: messenger RNA, 519 nt
Organism: Durusdinium trenchii
Lineage: Eukaryota; Dinophyceae; Suessiales; Symbiodiniaceae
Source: the annotation of a GenBank genome assembly
AUGCUGGAGUUGAACCGCUUUAUUAUGCAGAUCCCGGCGGGUGCAGCUUUGACGACCAUCUUGGACUGCUCAUAUCCAGCUCUACCUGGUGUGAGUCCAAGCUGCAACAUCCCGCCCACCUUCCCCAAGGUCCCACGUGGACGCGUUGAUUAUGACAAGAUGUUCGACUUUGUCACACGGCCAAGGUUCUUGGAGCUUCCUCCACUGCCUGUGCAGCACACGCUGCCGCAGAUCUGGAAGCCCCAGACCUACCCAACCUGUCAGUUACAUUGCUUCUGUGCCGGAAGGCUCCAAGAAUGGCCUUCGGAGCUGCCGUUGGAAGGGACUGUGCAAGGGACCUUCACGUGGGCUUUUGCCAAGGCCUUUGCAGCAGGGGAGCUUCGCUCCACUGUCGCUCAGCAGCAGCAGGCCUUGGAAGGCAUCACGGCCCAAUUGAAGCAACACUUUCAGGGCGUAGAACAAUCACCGGUUCUGAUGCUGUCGCAGUCAGCGAGUUCCAGUGACAGCGUCUUUGCAUGA